Suillus subalutaceus is the source of this 501-nucleotide messenger RNA. RefSeq lists its product as uncharacterized. The transcript has a single exon. Lineage: Eukaryota; Fungi; Basidiomycota; Agaricomycetes; Boletales; Suillaceae. The record is from RefSeq and is a predicted model, not a curated record. The annotation marks the transcript as partial.
CUGUCUGCUAUUCAGCGUCAGUUUGCAUCCGAUAUCUUUCAGCUUGCACCAUCUCCCAAGCUAGCCUCCAAUUCCCGAUGGGUACUGCUAAAUACGGCACAGAGACUGCAUACCAAGGUUGAUAUCUUCCAGUCAUUGGAUCUCAGUGGCAUUUUCCGUCAGGUUCAAUAUCGUAUUAUUAGCGAUGCCGAUUGGGAUAACCUGGUAUUCAAACGCUACUUUCCAGCCAAAGGAGCCUCGACAGCUAAGGCUCUUCAGCAAUUUCCAUCUGCAUCAUACUAUCGGCAAUGGCAAGCUCUCAUGGAUGGGCUUGAUGAAGAUCGUGCAGAGAUUAUCCAGAACCGCCUGAGGCAGUGGUUUGACAAACUUUACUGGGUACCGCAUCCUGAAAGUGACCGUAUGUGGUCAACCAAAAAAAGUGGCAAGGAAUGGACGAUGUUGCCUCCUGGAGAGCCGGGAAAUUGCCCACGCAUAGCAGUCAAUCCAAGAUUCAUUGGCAAA